This is a messenger RNA of Heterostelium album PN500, 393 nucleotides long. RefSeq names its product thioredoxin family protein (gene trxC). The transcript is spliced from 2 exons. Gene Ontology annotation, molecular function: protein-disulfide reductase activity. The record is from RefSeq and is a predicted model, not a curated record. Lineage: Eukaryota; Evosea; Eumycetozoa; Acytosteliales; Acytosteliaceae. Bases 1 to 393 code for a protein of 130 amino acids. Gene Ontology annotation, cellular component: cytoplasm.
AUGUCAGUUUUUAGAUCAGCUUCAAGUUUAUUUUUGAAUGGUGGUGUUAAUAGAGCAUCUUUCCUUAGCACCAGAUUCUAUUUUACAAAGGCAGAUGAUGUAAAGUCAUUCGAUAAGUUUUUAGAUGACAACAAGAGUGCUGUAGUAGACUUUUAUGCAGAUUGGUGUGGACCAUGCAGAAUGAUGAACCCAGUUCUAGAGAAAACCUUCAACAAUGUCAAAGAUACCAAGCUUGCAAAACUAGAUAUCGAUAAACUACCCGCUAUCGCCGAGGAAUUCGGUGUUAGUUCAAUCCCAACCAUCAUUGGUUUCAAAGAUGGUAAAGAAGUCGUUAGAGUUAUUGGUGCUGUCAAUGAAAAGAAAUUAUUAGAUCUCAUCGAGAAAACAAAAUAA